CCAAUAAACAGAGGCAAGAGAAUUUAAAGGGUUUUUCUCUGUAACCCACCAAAGCCCCUCUCUUAUAUCUACUAGACCAAAUACAGCACCUUGCAGCCUCCCUCUUUCCCCAUCUCUAUCUCUCUCUCUCUCUCUCUCUCUCUCUCUCUCUCUCUCACCUUUCUUUCACACACAACUCAUAUUCAACAGAAGAAAAAAAAAAAAAAAAAAGCAGAUCCAAGGUGGUGGUUAAGCUGUCAUCCGUCAAUCAAUCAAUCAAACCCUCAAGAGACCAAUCAUCAAUCAAAAUUCUCAAAUUUUUUUUUUUUAUAAAAGAAAAGGAAGAAUCACAUCCAAAAAAUCAUGUCAUCAUCCUCUUCUGCUUCAACCUUGUCCCUCGACCACCUCCCUCCUUCCGAGCAGCUUUGCUAUGUCCACUGCAACAUUUGCGACACUGUCCUUGCGGUGAGUGUUCCUUGCACAAGUUUGUUCAAGACUGUGACGGUGCGAUGCGGGCACUGCACCAAUCUGCUUCCAGUGAACAUGCGUGGGCUGCUUCUCCCUUCGCCCAAUCAGUUUCAUCAUCUUGGUCACUCUUUCUUCUCAUCCCCUAAUAAUUCCCAUAAUCUUCUGGAAGAGAUACCAAAUCCAGCCCCAAACUUUCUGAUGAACCAAACUAGCGUGAAUGACUUUGCUGUACGACCAAGAGGAGGAGCUGAUGAACUUCCAAGGCCCCCAGCUAUUACCAGACCCCCGGAGAAGAGACAGAGAGUCCCCUCUGCGUACAACCGUUUCAUCAAGGACGAGAUCCAACGCAUCAAGUCUGUGAAUCCUGAUAUAUCCCAUAGAGAGGCCUUCAGUGCAGCUGCUAAGAACUGGGCCCACUUUCCACACAUUCACUUUGGUCUCAUGCCUGACCAGACUGUGAAGAAGACAAACGUGCGCCAGCAGGAAGGAGAGGAUGUUCUGAUGAAAGAUGGGUUUUUUGCUUCAGCUAAUAACGUUCGUGUCUCUCCUUACUAAGUGAGAGCUGCAAGCUGCAAGCUGCUGCAGCUUUGAUGUGUUUGUUCUGGUGGUGGAAGAAACGCAGAAUUGUGAUGAUGCCUAAAGUCUAAAAUUAAUUUCUUCACAACGGCCUUAUGUUGAUAACUAUUUAGAUGUAGGCUUAAGAUUUUAAUAUCUACAGUCUGGUUAAAAGAAAAACCCUUGUAUUUUGAAGACUUUAUUAUCCUUUAAUUAUUAUGUUAUGGUAAUAUAUAGCUCACCAGUGUUGCUAGAUGCGGCCAAUCAA
This is a messenger RNA of Prunus dulcis (almond), 1270 nucleotides long. Its product is annotated as protein YABBY 4-like. NCBI's taxonomy places the organism in Eukaryota, Viridiplantae, Streptophyta, Magnoliopsida, Rosales, Rosaceae. The coding region runs from base 343 to 1002 and encodes 219 amino acids. Gene Ontology annotation, biological process: regulation of leaf development; abaxial cell fate specification; cell fate commitment. The transcript has 7 exons. Gene Ontology annotation, cellular component: nucleus. The record is from RefSeq and is a predicted model, not a curated record.